This is a messenger RNA of Sorex fumeus (smoky shrew), 2614 nucleotides long. It is a transcript of the gene CNNM3, whose product is annotated as cyclin and CBS domain divalent metal cation transport mediator 3. Gene Ontology annotation, biological process: transport; magnesium ion homeostasis. The transcript has 9 exons. Gene Ontology annotation, molecular function: transmembrane transporter activity. The coding region runs from base 24 to 2123 and encodes 699 amino acids. Lineage: Eukaryota; Metazoa; Chordata; Mammalia; Eulipotyphla; Soricidae. Gene Ontology annotation, cellular component: plasma membrane. The record is from RefSeq and is a predicted model, not a curated record.
AGGCCGAGAGGGGGCAGCGGGCGAUGGCGGCGGCGGCUCGGCUAGGCUGGUGGCUCGCCGCGCUCUGCUGGGGCAGCGCCGCGGGGGAGGCGGCGCCAGGGCCGCGAGUGCUGGGCGUCUGCCUGGAGGAGGACGGCGCCGCCGCGGCCGGGUGGGCGCGCGCCGGGGACGGCCCGGACGCGCCCGCGGCGGCCGCCUUCCGCCUGCGCCUCUGGGGCACGGGCUUCGCCAACAGCUCCUGGUCCUGGGUGGCCCCCGAGGGGGCGGGCUGCCCCGGGGGCGGGCCGGCCGCGGCGCCCGCGGAGGUCGCGGCGCCCGCGGGCGAGUGGCGCGCGCUGCUGCGCCUGCGCGUCGCGGCCGAGCGCCCGCACUGGGCGCUGCUGGCGGCGCGCGUGGAGCCCGCCGAGGAGGCGGCGCCGCCCUGGGCGCUGGGCCUGGGGGCGGCGGGGCUGCUGGCGCUGGCGGCGCUGGCGCGGGGCCUGCAGCUGAGCGCGCUGGCGCUGGCGCCCGCCGAGGUGCAGGUGCUGCGCGAGAACGGCUCGGAGGCGGAGCGCGCGGCGGCGCGGCGCCUGGAGCCCGGCCGGCGCUGGGCGAGCUGCGCCCUGAGCGCGCUGCUGCUGCUGGCGAGCCUGGCGCAGGCGGCGCUGGCCGUGCUGCUCUACCGCGCCGCGGGCCAGCGCAUCGUGCCCGCCGUGCUGGGCAGCGCGGGGCUCGCCUUCCUGGUGGGCGAGGUGGUGCCGGCCGCCGUGAGCGGGCGGUGGACGCUGGCGCUGGCGCCGCGCGCGCUGGCGCUGAGCCGCCUGGCGGUGCUGCUCACCCUGCCCGUGGCGCUGCCCGUGGGGCAGCUGCUGGAGCUGGCGGCGCGGCCCGGGCGGCUGCGCGAGCGGGUGCUGGAGCUGGCGCGCGGCGGCGGCGACCCCUACAGCGACCUCAGCAAGGGCGUGCUGCGCUGCCGCACGGUGGAGGACGUGCUCACGCCGCUGCAGGACUGCUUCAUGCUGGACGCCGGCGCCGUGCUGGACUUCGGCGUCCUCGCCAGCAUCAUGCAGAGCGGGCACACGCGCAUCCCGGUGUACGAGGAGGAGCGCUCCAACAUCGUGGACAUGCUCUACCUCAAGGACCUGGCCUUCGUGGACCCCGAGGAUUGCACGCCCCUCAGCACCAUCACGCGCUUCUACAACCACCCGCUCCACUUCGUGUUCAACGACACCAAGCUGGACGCCGUCCUGGAGGAGUUCAAACGAGGGAAGUCCCACCUGGCCAUCGUGCAAAAGGUGAACAACGAGGGUGAGGGCGACCCCUUCUAUGAGGUACUGGGCCUGGUCACACUGGAGGAUGUCAUUGAAGAAGUCAUCAAGUCAGAGAUCCUGGAUGAGUCUGAAGAUUACCGAGACAUGCCCGUGAGGAGGAAACCUGCUGCCCUGAGCGCCCCUCCGCGGCGGAAGGAGGAGUUCUCCCUCUUCAAGGUAUCUGAGGACGACUGCAAAGUCAAGAUCUCCCCGCAGCUGCUCCUGGCCACCCAGCGCUUCCUCUCCCGAGAGGUGGACGUUUUCAGCCCGCUGCGGAUCUCGGAGAAGGUCCUGCUUCACCUGCUGAAGCACCCGAGCGUCAACCAGGAGGUGAGGUUCGACGCACAUGACCGCCGGGCUGCCCACCACUACCUGUACCAGCGCAGCCGGCCCGUGGACUACUUCAUCCUCAUCCUGCAGGGUAGGGUUGAGGUGGAGAUCGGGAAAGAGGGCCUGAAGUUCGAGAAUGGGGCCUUCACCUACUAUGGAGUGUCAGCCCUGACCGCGCCGUCCUCGGUUCACCAGUCUCCGACGGCCUCGCUCCAGUCCAUCCGCCAGGACUUGCCACCCGAGCCCGCUGAUGCUACCCGGCCGCCCGCCUACUGCCCAGACUAUACUGUGCGGGCUCUCUCCGACCUGCAGCUCGUGAAGGUCACACGGCUCCAGUACCUCAAUGCACUCCUGGCGACCCGAGCCCAGAACUUGCCCCCGUCGCCCGAGAACGCGGAACUGCAGAUCAUCCCGGGCAGCCAGGCCCGGCUGCUCGGUGACAAGGCCGCAGCCACCACUGUCGCAGACCUUUCCCUCUUUGGCACAUUCAGGAACUGCAGUUGAUAAUGACUGUGGACUAGACUUUUUUGUUUUAAGAGAACACCUGAGGGUCCAACCACAGCAGACCUGGCCUCCCGUCCGAGGACAGCCCUGGGCGGAACCCGGGGGUGUAAGUGCCACCCAGGCGGCUGCAGGCCCAGGCAGCGGAGAGAGGAGAGAGGCGAGCAGCAGUUUCCUGCCAGAGCGUCCUGCUCCUCCAGGCCACGUUUUAGAUGGCCUCGGAGGUGUGGGUCCUGGGUGGUGAUCCUCAGUGUUAGGCACAGGUGCCCAGCGCCCCCGGCGGAUUCUGUCCCAGGAGCUGGGCUCAGCCUGGGCACUCCCCUUCCUGGCCAGCUGGCGGAAGGAGAGAGGGGAGCAGCGUCCUGUGCAGCACCACGACCUGCCGAGGGCGUGCGUGUGUGUGUGUGCAGGGUCUGUGCCCACACGUGGCUGUGUCCUGGGCCUGCUCGGCUUUUCACUUGCCAACCUUCUGCUGCUGGCAGCACUUUCUGUGG